Molecule: messenger RNA, 994 nt
Organism: Umbelopsis ramanniana AG
Lineage: Eukaryota; Fungi; Mucoromycota; Umbelopsidomycetes; Umbelopsidales; Umbelopsidaceae
Exons: 8
Coding region: 172-960 (262 amino acids)
Biological process (GO): protein localization to kinetochore; attachment of mitotic spindle microtubules to kinetochore; kinetochore assembly
Cellular component (GO): kinetochore
Source: RefSeq, a predicted model, not a curated record
GUAUAGUAUGUGGUUAAAAUGCAUUUUACAGCGUUAAAGCGGGACUGAUGGGUAGACAAAAAUUGGGCAGGUCGUCAAAUUGGUGAAAUUGUGACUCGCCCAUGAAAACACGCUUUUCGCUGUACCCACUCAAGAAGUCGCGACUGGCAGGAGCUUCAACAGGAUCACAUAAUGCCUGCCGAACAAGUACACUCCAGUGAACAAUUCGAAGACUUCAGAACCUUUAUACGCGAAUUCGACUCUGAAGAACAAUUCACUGAUAAGCUGAGGGAUGAAUGCGCGCAAAAGGCUUCCUCAAUAUCGAAGGGCUUGAAUGCCCUGGACGGCAGUAACGAUGUCAUUGAUGACCACCCAAAGAGCUUUAGUAUGGUGCUGGACUUCUACAAGGAACACUUUGCGAAAUUGAAAUUCAAUUAUCUAGAGCAAGAGACGAAAGACCGUUUUUUGAAGAGCUUGAUGAAGGACCCAUCGCUUGUGAUUGAACAACCGGAUAACUGGGAAUUAGACCGACAGAAUCGUGAAGAAAAGCAAAAGCUCAAGGACGGUAAAUUGGAAACCAGUACACUACAGAGAGAGAUUGCAACCGUAGGAAAAACACUGCACGAUGCAAUCACGGAUCUAAAGCAUAAGGUUGAUAAGACUGAAUCAGUAUUCGCAGAAAUCAACGAGAUGGAAGCAGAGCUGACGAAAAUGAGCCAGGAAGCUGAUAAACAUAGUAAACUCACUGUAGAAGAAGCCAAAUCUAUUAUCGACCAGCAGAGUGACGAUUUCCAAAAUAUCAGCAAUGAGAUGGAGAAACGACGAGACACCAUAUCAGAGCUAUCAUGGAAAAUUGAAAGUUUGGAAACCGAAAUAGAACAAUUGGAGGCGCAAAAGUUUACAGCGGAAGCAUAUGCUGCCGAUGCAGUUAGAAUGGCAAAUAAGCGUGACCCUACCGUUGAGGAUUUGACGAAAUGGUAAGGGAAAGCUGAAAACGUUAGUGAGAAGACAACAG